Molecule: messenger RNA, 3627 nt
Organism: Punica granatum (pomegranate)
Lineage: Eukaryota; Viridiplantae; Streptophyta; Magnoliopsida; Myrtales; Lythraceae
Source: RefSeq, a predicted model, not a curated record
AAGGCCCCCUGACAUUUGUUCAUUUUUCUUCUCUCCUUUUUCUUUUUCUUCUUCUUUCUUGUUCUUCUUCUUUCUUGUUUGCAGGUAAGUUGGUCAAUAGCUUCCAUUGGUUGCUCUGCUUGCAACCAGAGCGGGCAGCUCGCCCAUGCCCAUGCCUCAAAUUGCUCUGACCGCCCGCAACAACUGAUGCUCUGCAACUUCCCCUACCUCACGGCUCCAUCAGAACUGGUCUAGGCCUGCACCUACUCCAUCAACAUCACCAGCUUCUUCCCUGCAAAAAAAACUCGGCAAUGUCCAGGCCUGCAACCUCACCCUCAGCUCAGUUGCCCAUCCCUUGCUGCCUUACACGCCAUCAUACUUCAUCAUCUUCAUCUUCUCUUUCCGGCUGCAACACCCAUCGAUUCUUGACCUCUCUCUCUCAGACUCCCUCUUUCCCUCACGUUUCCCUCAGUUCAGAAGGCCCAGGGCGAACUUUCCCUCAGCUGUACUCCCUCUCUUUCUCUCCCGAAGCUCACACAGCUCAGUGGAUUCCCCUCAGAACUCUCAGCUAAACCCGGCUCCCUCACCUGACAGCAAAAACACACAGCUCACUGCCCUUAGCUUCAUCACCCACAGCUCAUGUUUCUUCGUCAGCACAGAUGCUAGAAUUGCAAUCCCCAUGUGGGAUGAUUCUGAGUUUUCCCCAAAAGUUGGAAUUGAUAUCCUUCUCUUUAAGUCAUUGAUUAGAAUAACAGAUAAUAAGUUAUGGAUGCACGACCUACUCAGAGACCUUGGUAGGCUCAUUGUAAUAGAAGAAAACUAUAAAGAGCCAUGGUUGCAGAGUAGAUUGUUGUGCAGUGAAGCGGUGCCGUAUCUAUUAGAGAGCCAGCCACAGGAGGAGAUGACAAAAGUUGAAGCCAUCAGUCUAGAAGGAUAUCAGUUCCGCUCGGAAGAUUUCUGCUUUAAGGAUGAUCGGUUUAAGAAUCUUCCGAACUUGAGGAUCCUUCUGUUAGAUAGAGCUAGCCUCAGUGGAAAUUUUGAGGGCAUUCUCCCGAACCUGCGGUGGCUGAGUUGGCACUUUUGCAACUUCAGUCCUAAGCUGCCGACCAAUCUAAAUCUGAAGAACCUAAUUGUCCUCGAUAUAUCGAGGAGCAUGGUCAGUGAGGAUUGGGCCGGCUGGAGCUUGAUGAAGGUAGCCGCGAAGCUAAAAGUUCUUGCUCUUACAGAAUGCAGGCAUCUAACAAGAACACCCAGUUUCUCAGCAUUUCCAGCUUUAGAGAAACUGAUUCUUCGAUCUUGUCGCAAAUUGGUCUCCGUUGAUCCAUCAAUAGAGCAACUUAGCGCUCUAGUCUCCUUAGACAUAAGGGAUUGCAUGGAACUCGAAUAUUUGCCUCAGCUGGGUUCUACGGACACACUGACUGAGCUUCUGGUUGAUUAUGAAGUUUUUUUGAGCUUCAGGGGAUUAGAUGAUAGCGAAGGAUUCACUGACCGCCUAUACCAUCACCUGAAAGAUGCAGGAGUGCAUACAUUGAGGGACGAUGGAAAGCUCCGUGUAGUAGAAGAGAUUGAGCCUGAGCUCAUGAUGGCAAUCAAGCAGUCAAAGAUCUAUAUACCCAUCUUAUCAAAGGGCUAUGCUACGUGGUGUUUGAAGGAGGUGGCGGAGAUGAUGAAGCUCGAGGACGAAACGAAGCACAUGAUUAUGCCCAUUUUCUUGGACGUCAUGCCAGAUGAAGUUAAGUACCAGACAGGGAGUUAUGCUAAAGCCUUUACCCAGCACGAGAAAAACUACGACUUCGAGUUUGUUCAGGAGUGGAGGAAUGCUCUCCAAGAGGUUGUGAAACUGAAAGGGUUGGAACUCAAGAAAGAGGCAAACGGGAAACAUGGAGAGCUCAUUAAAAAGGUGCUUGCAAGGGUUAUUAACUGUCUGAAGAAAGCUUAUCUAGAUGUCAAUGAUAUCUUGGUUGGAAUCGAUGAUCAUGUUGAGGCUGUCAAGACAUUGCUGGAGCUUGGAAAGGAAGGUAUUCAAAUUGUUGGAAUAUGGGGCAUGGGUGGAAUUGGGAAAACGACUCUUGCAAAAGUUGUCUACAACCAACUGUUGGAGAAAUUUGAAUCCUCUUGCUUCCUCAAUGACAUUAGAGAAAUAUCCUCACAGCACAAGGGUCUUCAGUGCUUGCAAAGCAAGCUACUCUCCGACAUCUUAAAUUGUGAGCGUGAUGUCUUUGCAAAUAUGAAUGAAGUAACCCAGGAGCUCAAGAACAGGCUCCGUGACAAGAAAGUAAUCAUUCUUUUGGAUGAUGUUGAUGAAGUUGAUCAACUCAAGGCUCUAGCCGGGGAUCUUGCUUGGUUUGGUCCUCGAAGCAGGAUUAUUGUUACAAUCAGAGAAAAGACAGUGCUAGAUCUAUUUCGAAUUAAGAAUAUCUAUGAACUCACACGGCUGAGUGAAUAUCAAGCUUUUGAACUCUUCUGCAAGCAUGCAUUUAAAGAACACUCGCCGACACCUGAUUUUGUCUUAGGAUAUUGUGAGGACAACUGGAAGCUUCCCUCUGGCUCUUGAGGUAGUAGGUUCUUUUUUAUCUACAAGCAGUGGGCGCAAGGACUUAUGGCUAGGUACACUGAAGAAGUUGAAGAAGGAACCCCCCAUGAAGGUCCCAGAUAAGUUGAGGAUAAGUUAUAAUGGCUUGAGUCGUGAGCAGCGGAAGAUAUUUCUCGAUAUCCCAUGUUUCUUCAUCGGAAAAGAUGCUAGAAUUGCAAUCCCCAUGUGGGAUGAUUGUGAGUUUUUCCCAGAAGUUGGAAUCGAGAUCCUUCUCUUGAAGUCACUAAUCAAAAUCACAGAUGACACUAGGCUAUGGAUGCAUGACCAACUUAGAGACCUUGGCAGGGUAAUCGUGGAAGAGGAAAACUAUAAAGAGCCGUGGUUGCGGAGUACACGGUGGCACAGCAAAGUGGCCAUGCGUGUAUUAGAGGGGCAGCCACAGGAGGGGAUGACAAAAGUUGAAGCCAUCAGUCUAGAAGGAUAUCAGUUCCGCUCGGAAGAUCUCUGCUUCAAGGAUGAUCAGUUUAAGAAUCUACCGAACUUGAGGAUCCUUCUGGGAGAUAAAGCUAGUCUCAGUGGAAAUUUUGAGGGCAUUUUCACGAACCUGCGGUGGCUGAGUUGGCACUUCUGCAACUUCAGUCCUACGCUGCCAACCAAUCUAAAUCUGAAGAACCUAAUUGUCCUCGAGGAGCAUGGUGAGUGAGGACUGGGCCGGCUGGAGCUUGAUGAAGGUAGCCGUGAAGCUAAAAGUUCUUGAUCUUACAGAAUGCAGGCAUCUAACAAGAACAGCCGGUUUCUCAGAAUUUCCAGCUUUAGAGAGACUGAUUCUUCGAUCUAGUCGCAACUCGGUCUCCGUUGUUCCAUCAAUAGAGCAACUUAGCGCUCUAGCCUCCUUAGACAUGAGGGACUGUCAGUUAUGUCUCAAGGCUGCAAUUUCUAUUUUUGAUAUUUUUGUUUUAAUGUUCAGUUGCUUUAGUUGAAUUAGUCAUAGCACUAGGCCAUGUAUUUAGGAAGCAGUUAAGUUGUUGCUAAGUUAGUGGGAAAAGAAAGCUGAGGUUGUUCAGCUCAUUUGUUUUUAUAUAAUGCAGUUAAUCAAUGAAAGCAUAUCCUAUUCU